ACCACAAUCUCCUACAAAAAAAUCUCUUCUUUCUCUCUCUCUCAUUCUGUUCUUUGUUGUACUAGCAUAUGAGCCACUGAGUCCAAGUACUAAGGUUUUUCUCUUUGGUUUGUCCACAAUGUCUUGUGCUUCAAAAUCUAUGCUUUCUGCAAAUUCAUGUAUAUUUCCUUCUUCUCAGACUAAAUUCCUGAAAAGGGUACACAACUUAAAGUCACUUAACCAUCUCUCCAUUGUCCGAGCUUCUUCUUCUUCUGAAGAUGAAUGCAAUGUUGAAGAAUGUGCUCCUGAUAAAGAGGUUGGGAAGGUGAGCAUGGAAUGGUUAGCUACGGAGAAGACUCAAGUUGUGGGAAGUUAUCCACCUAAAAAGAAAGGCUGGACCGGCUAUGUCGAGAAGGAUACUGCUGGACAGACUAACAUCUACUCAAUUGAGCCAAAUGUUUAUGUAGCAGAAAGUUUGAUCAGUUCAGGAACCGCGGGAACUUCAUCCGAGGGAGCUGAGAAUACGGCCGGUGUUGCUGCUUUUAUAGCUCUAAUCUCGAUUGCUGCGGCAUCGUCUGUUCUUAUCCAAGUCAGUAAGAAUAAACCACCUCCAGUUCAGACAUUAGAAUACUCGGGACCAUCUCUUACUUACUACAUCAACAAGUUUAAGCCUUCGGAAACUAUUGAAACUACGGAAAUCAAAAUCGAAAACUCUCUGGCAUCACAGUUAGAGAGCUCAGCACCAUCAGUCUCUGAAGUUGAGCCAAGUACACAGUUAGAGAGCUCAGCACCAUCAGUCUCUGAAGUUGAGCCAAGUACACAAUUAGAGACCUCAGCACCACCAGUCUCCGAAGUUGAGCCACAAUUAGAGACUUCAGCACCAUCGGUUUCUGAAGUUGAGCCAAGUCCUGUGUCAACUAGUAUGUCUUGAGGGUUCCCCUUCAGAGCUCCUCCGUGAUUUUUCUAUAUCAUUAUAUUUUGUACACUCCGAGUCAAUGUAGAAUCUAUAUACAAAAAUAUCACUGAACAGUAUCCUCUACUUUGUGACGAGUCAAUGUACAAAAAUAUCACUGAACAGUAUCUUUCUUGCUUUCAUUUCCAUUCAAGUUUGCCUA
Molecule: messenger RNA, 1094 nt
Organism: Papaver somniferum (opium poppy)
Lineage: Eukaryota; Viridiplantae; Streptophyta; Magnoliopsida; Ranunculales; Papaveraceae
Product: protein MAINTENANCE OF PSII UNDER HIGH LIGHT 1-like
Exons: 3
Coding region: 119-910 (263 amino acids)
Biological process (GO): regulation of protein complex stability
Cellular component (GO): chloroplast thylakoid membrane
Source: RefSeq, a predicted model, not a curated record